GAGGUGGUUAUUAGAGAGAAGCGCUCUCACUCGCUCGCUCUCUCCGUUUCUCCCUCUCUGGCUGAUAGCACUUAUCUCUCGCUCUCUCUCCUUCUCCUAGGUGAUCCAUUUCUAGGCAACGUGCUGGCUGGUACUGGAGCUGCCAGCUCUCUCUGCAUCCCACCAGCAAAGCAAGCUCCAAAAGCAACCUGCAGACCAUCAUCUGCUUUCCUCUGCCUUGCUCCGGGCACUCCUCCUCUCGCUCCUGCCCUGUCCAACCACUACCUUGCGCGACAGAGACAGCACGCUGGGCUUGAUUUGCAGAUUUCUAUUUUUUUCUCCAGUUGUGGGAAGCAAUUUUUUUUAAGCGAAGGGUGGGGGGGGAAAUCUCUGCAUUACUAUCUGCAUUACCUUGAAGUUCACUUUGUUUUUUGACCUCCGGGGGGGCUUUUCCUGCAGGAAUCUGGCUGCUGGAAGCGGGAUCGCCUGCUCUCCCGCUUGCCCGCUCCUCCUCCCUCGCUGAAGGCGAGCUGUUUGCUGCGGGCUCCUGGGGCUUCUCUGGCCAAGAGGGUUCGUGUGUGAGCUUGGGUGUGCGUGUCUGCGUGCGUGUGUGUGUGUGUGUGUGCGAGAGCGUGUGCGUGGCGUGGGUUGGAAGUUGCUGUGCAGCAGCCGGGACCGAGCGGAUCCCUGGACCCGGCGGAAGGAUGGGGAUCGUCUGACCAGCAGAGGCGUCUGCUGCCCGCGGCGGCGCCCGGGCUGGAUGGAUUUGCUGCCGGCGCUCCCAGCAACUCUGGUGCUGCCCAGGAGCCCCCCGAAGUGACGCGGGGUUUCGCCGAGGAGAGAGGCGCUCGGAGCCCCGGGCUCGCUCCCUGCUGCCCAGCCGCGGCUGUGCGCCAGCCACCGGGAUUUACGCGCUCCGCCGGCGGCACCUCAAACUCUUGGGUUUCCUGCGCCGCGCUCUCCUCCGCGGUGGCACCGUUUGGCGAAGAGAUCUGUUGUUACAAAGCCUGGACCUCCGGAGGAGAUGGAAGUUUUCUCCCUCAUCCUGGUCGUGUCCGUCUGUUGGACUCGAACCUGGAAAGCGGCGAUUGCAGAUUCAAUCAUUCAUAUCGGGGCAAUUUUUGAUGAAUCUGCCAAAAAAGAUGAGGAAGUUUUUCGAAUGGCAGUUGCUGAUCUCAACCAGAAUGAUGAAAUCUUACAAACGGAGAAAAUCACAUGUUCAGUGACAUUUGUGGAUGGCAACAAUCCGUUUCAGGCGGUUCAAGAAGCCUGUGACCUGAUGAACCAAGGCAUCCUGGCCCUUGUCAGCUCCAUCGGCUGCACGUCAGCGGGAUCCCUGCAGUCGCUGGCAGAUGCCAUGCACAUCCCUCACCUCUUCAUCCAGCGCUCAACAGCAGGAACGCCAAGGAGUGGCUGCGGGCUCACCAGGAGCAACCGCAACGAUGACUACACGCUCUCCGUCCGCCCCCCUGUCUACUUAAAUGAUGUCAUCUUGAGGGUGGUCACAGAAUAUGCCUGGCAGAAAUUCAUUAUUUUUUAUGAUAACGACUAUGAUAUCCGUGGAAUACAAGAGUUUUUGGACAAAGUAUCUCAACAGGGAAUGGAUGUAGCAUUGCAGAAAGUAGAAAACAACAUCAAUAAAAUGAUUACAGGGCUCUUUGCCACUAUGCGAAUAGAAGAACUGAACCGCUACCGGGAUACUCUGAGACGGGCUAUUCUUAUAAUGAACCCCUCUACAGCCAAAUCAUUCAUAACAGAGGUCGUGGAGACUAAUUUGGUUGCUUUUGACUGUCACUGGAUCAUUAUAAAUGAGGAAAUAAAUGACGUGGAUGUGCAGGAGCUGGUGAGAAGGUCAAUUGGAAGGUUAACGAUUAUUCGACAGACGUUUCCAGUCCCCCAAAACAUAAGUCAGCGUUGUUUCCGUGGCAACCACAGAAUAUCUUCAUCACUGUGUGAUCCGAAGGACCCUUUUUCCCAAAGCAUGGAGAUUUCAAACCUGUAUAUAUACGACACUGUCCUCCUCUUGGCAAACGCCUUCCAUAAGAAGCUGGAGGACAGGAAGUGGCACAGCAUGGCCAGCCUCACCUGCAUCAGGAAGAACUCUAAACCCUGGCAAGGAGGACGAUCGAUGUUGGAAACCAUCAAGAAGGGUGGAGUAAAUGGCUUGACUGGAGAACUGGAAUUUGCAGAAAAUGGGGGGAAUCCCAAUGUGCAUUUUGAAAUUCUGGGGACAAAUUAUGGAGAAGAUCUUGGCAGAGGCAUCCGCAAGCUCGGCUGCUGGAAUCCCAUCACUGGUCUGAAUGGGUCACUAACAGACAGAAAGUUGGAGAAUAACAUGCGAGGAGUGGUUCUGCGUGUGGUGACUGUGCUGGAAGAGCCUUUUGUCAUGGUGUCUGAAAAUGUUCUGGGAAAACCGAAGAAGUAUCAGGGCUUCUCAAUAGACGUGUUGGAAGCCUUGGCUACUUACCUGGGCUUUAAAUACGAAAUUUAUGUUGCACCGGAUCACAAGUAUGGGAGUCCUCAAGAUGAUGGGUCGUGGAACGGACUGAUAGGAGAACUGGUAUUUAAGAGAGCUGAUAUAGGGAUCUCUGCCCUAACCAUCACCCCUGACAGGGAAAAUGUGGUGGACUUCACAACACGUUACAUGGACUACUCAGUGGGCGUGCUGCUUCGAAAGGCGGAGAAGACAGUGGACAUGUUUGCCUGCUUGGCGCCGUUUGACCUCUCACUGUGGGCAUGCAUAGCUGGCACUGUGCUGUUAGUAGGGCUACUGGUCUACCUCUUGAACUGGCUCAACCCCCCGCGCCUUCAGAUGGGAUCCAUGACCUCCACAACCCUCUACAACUCCAUGUGGUUUGUGUACGGAUCCUUUGUGCAACAAGGAGGAGAGGUUCCAUACACAACCCUGGCAACCCGACUGAUGAUGGGAGCUUGGUGGCUUUUUGCUUUGAUUGUCAUCUCGUCCUACACGGCAAACCUAGCAGCUUUCCUCACCAUCACACGCAUUGAGAACUCCAUCCAGUCUCUCCAGGAUCUCUCAAGACAGACGGAUAUUCCUUAUGGCACUGUCUUGGACUCCGCAGUCUAUGAGCACGUCCGAGUGAAAGGGAUGAAUCCUUUUGAGAGGGACAGCAUGUAUUCCCAAAUGUGGCGGAUGAUUAACAGAAGUAAUGGCUCAGAGAACAACGUCUUGGAGUCGACCGCAGGCAUUCAAAAGGUGAAAUAUGGGAACUAUGCCUUUGUAUGGGAUGCAGCGGUACUGGAGUACGUGGCCAUCAAUGACGCAGACUGCUCUUUUUACACGGUUGGGAACACUGUUGCGGACAGAGGAUAUGGGAUUGCACUGCAGCACGGCAGCCCCUACCGAGAUGUUUUCUCACAAAGGAUUUUGGAGCUGCAGCAGAAUGGUGACAUGGACAUACUGAAGCAUAAGUGGUGGCCGAAGAACGGUCAAUGUGAUCUUUACUCAUCUGUGGAUACCAAACAGAAAGGAGGUGCCCUGGACAUAAAAAGUUUUGCAGGUGUUUUCUGCAUCCUCGCUGCUGGGAUUGUCCUAUCCUGUUUCAUUGCAAUGUUGGAAACGUGGUGGAAUAAAAGGAAAGGCUCCCGGGUUCCAUCAAAAGAGGAUGACAAGGAGAUCGACCUGGAGCACCUCCACAGGCGCGUGAACAGCCUCUGCACAGACGACGACAGUCCCCAUAAACAGUUCUCCACCUCGUCGAUUGACUUGACCCCGCUGGACAUUGACACUUUACCCACACGUCAGGCACUGGAGCAAAUCAGUGACUUCAGAAACACACACAUCACCACAACCACCUUCAUACCAGAACAGAUCCAGACUCUGAGCCGCACGCUGUCUGCUAAAGCCGCUUCGGGUUUCUCCUUCGGCAGUGUGCCCGAGCACCGAACUGGCCCUUUCAGGCACAGGGCACCCAAUGGUGGCUUUUUCAGAAGCCCCAUCAAAACAAUGUCAUCUAUCCCUUACCAACCAACUCCUACUCUGGGGCUGAAUAUCGGUAGUGACCCAGACCGAGGCACCUCCAUCUGAGCAUCAGACCAAGUUUCUUCACUGUUUCUUUUUUAGGACUCCCUUUGCAAGGAGCAGCUGUAAUAUUGUGGGACUAACAUGGAUGUAACCUUUUUUCUUUUCCUUAUUUUUUGGUUUUGAGGGUUAAUUUGUUUGGGGGUGAUUUUCUGUUUGGGGUUUUUUUUUCCCCCUUUUUUUAUUUUAUUUAAGAAUCAGGAUUAUUAGUAACAACUCUUCCUCCUCCUCUUCUCUGUUUUCUCAGUCUGGUCUCCUCCGUCUCCCUUUAUUCUCUUUACUAGUUGAAUCACUUAUUCUUUGGUUUAUCACCACAUUAGGUUUUGGUUACUUCAGGCUUUUCAUAUACUUUAAAUAUAGGAAACAUGCAGCAAUUCGUGCAUAGAAAAACCCUGAGGAUUACUUUACAGAAGGGCAUUGGCUCCUCCUUCCCCACCGCUCUUUUUUACUAUAAUUGCAAUAACUUAAGUCCUUUUCAUGUAUUCUGCUGCAUCCAGUCAGCGCUCCACUGCUGUGUGUCCUUUUAACUGUGGACCAAAGGCAAACCCUGCAGUUUAAAAAAUGGAAAAAUUAAAAAAAAAGCAAAAAGGAAAAAAAAAAAAAAAAAAAAGCAAAGCAAAUGAAGUUAAAAGACCAUUCAGGCCCCAUAAUAUGAGAAUGCAGUUUUGUAGGAUUACAAAAAGCCAUUACUAUGCCAGUAAAGACUACAGUUAAAUCUACUUUUGCACUGCAACAGUGCAUAUGACCUUUAUGUGAUUGUACAGUGUUAAAAGUUUUUCUUAUGUACAGUAAACUGUAUCAUAUGGCAGAAGCCUCUGUUGUGUUAAAUAAAUUAGUAUCUCAUACAUAUAUAUAUAUACAUAUAUACACACAGGUAUGUGUAUAUAUAUAUACAUGUAUAUAUAGCUAUAAAAUGGCAGCCAUUGCUAUUGCAAUUCAUUUAAUAAAGCUUUAGUAAAAAUGUGUUGUAUACAGGAAAGAUGUACAGUGCAGGGGGUCUUUUCAUUUAGAAAAGACAGGUUGCUUUAAUGUUAUUCUGACUUGCAUCAUUUGCCAACAAAGCAUAUUUUAUACUUUUUUAUUAGAACAUCUGGGGCAAUUUAACAUUUGUACCUAGAUGUAACUCCUUUGGUUAGGUUUUGCAUUGGCUAUUGAGCAUUCUAUAAGGCUAACUUUGAUAAUUUCACUUUUAAUUAAUUAGACAAAUGGAACUCUCUCUUAGGCAUACCACAUUCAUGAACAACUAAUAUAGUUCUAGAGAAGUUUAAACAUAGAUCAAAGGUUAAUAAAUUAUUUUCCAAAUCAGUGCAGUUGAUCAAUACAAUAACGGUGUUAAUGGAGAAAAAAAAAAAAGCCCUCGAGAAAUACAGAUGUGGCCUUAAUUAUAAUCAUGUAUUGUUUAAGGAAAAAAAAAAAUAUGAACAGGCGCUCAUUUUAACCCUUUAUAUGUUAAGUUAGAUUUAGAGGAGCUAUGUAUUUUUUACAUUAGUGCCAACUGUAUAGAACAAGAGAAAGAACAGCAGUGAGAGCAAAACGAGUGCCCACUUUGGCACCAGCUUUUUAAAGUAACACUGUUACCUGUUAGAAAUGUAGGAAGAGCUUUCAAUUUGUAAUCCUUAAAACUAAAAAUGCAGUUAAGUAGAAAGCAAGCAGUUUAUCCUGUGAGUUUUUUGGUUUGGUUUUGUUUUUAAUGCAACCAUACACUUAUUUUAACCUAACUCAUUCUUUGGCUAGGAUUAAUAGGAAUCAGCCUAUGUGAUUUGCUUUAGGAUAAAUUAAAAGGUAUAUUCUUCAGAUCUAUUCUAUUUUGAUGCUAAUUCUGUUCUGGGGGAGCAUCUUGUACUGUCACUGUUUUUUGUACUAAAUCUUCAAAUAUUGUCUACUGUGUAAGGCAGAACAAAUUCUUAUCAUGCAAAAGGCCAUUUUGUUUCCAGGGUAGCAAGUGUCUAAAAGCAUGCACAACUUGCUUCCCCCUUGUAACAUUCAUGAACUCAUCCACACUUCUGAGUAAAAUAAAAAAAAAAAAAAAGAAAAUUUCUUUCCAACAAGCUACGUAGGGACAUACCAGAUGUUGCAGUGAUUUUAGCUAUUAAAAAAACCUGUUAACCAUGUACGAUAUUUAAAAUAGGCCUAUUUUGAUGUGUUGCCUAUUAUACAGAUACACAAAACACUUUUUGGAGGCCUCAGUUACAAGUGGCAGAGCUUUCUGUGUAUAAUUUGUCUAAAUAAUUUGUCUAAUAAAAUUGUUUUCUAAA
Molecule: messenger RNA, 6276 nt
Organism: Aquila chrysaetos chrysaetos
Lineage: Eukaryota; Metazoa; Chordata; Aves; Accipitriformes; Accipitridae
Gene: GRID2
Product: glutamate ionotropic receptor delta type subunit 2
Exons: 16
Coding region: 1004-4027 (1007 amino acids)
Biological process (GO): monoatomic ion transport; synaptic transmission, glutamatergic; modulation of chemical synaptic transmission
Cellular component (GO): plasma membrane; postsynaptic membrane
Molecular function (GO): glutamate-gated receptor activity; transmitter-gated monoatomic ion channel activity involved in regulation of postsynaptic membrane potential
Source: RefSeq, a predicted model, not a curated record